AUGUUCACUGCCAUAAUUGCUGUCGGAACUCUCGCCACCAUCGCUUUCUCGAAAUCUCAUCAUCAACAUCACCAUCAUCUCGAAGAUUCAACAAAAUUCAAAGAAAUGAUCAACACCAACUACCCUAAUGAGUAAGUUAUUUUGUUAAUUUUAAGAUACUCAUUGAAUAACUAUUUUCAGUCAACCAAACAAAUUGUGUCUCGCUUAUAGCGAGGAUGGAAGAUUAUUUCAUAAUCUACAAAGAAUCUGCAAACAAAACAACCAAGCCAUCAAUUUCGAAAUAUCCGAGGAAAGAUCUGCCAUUCAUGAAAAAAUAUUCAACGAGCUCAAACUCACCCCAGAAGAUAUUGAAAUAGCGUGUUCAAAGAGUGAUUAUAAUAAAAAACUGAGCGCCACCGAAAUAUACGAAUUUAUGAUUGACGAUGUUUUGAAUGAACUAUGCGGAAAUUCGAAGGAGGCGGAUGAGUUGAUUGAUAGAGUAGCCAGUUUUGGAAGUGUUUUUCCAAAAGAAGUCAAAUAUGGUGUUAUGACAGAGUAUGUUUUAAUUAAAAUAAACAAUAAUAAUUAUUACUUUUCAAAUUUUCAGAGAGAAUGCCAGCGGACGAACAAAGGCAGAGCUUCUCAAAACAGUUAUGCUUAAAAACUCGGCCAUCGGCGUGAAGCUACUGAAAAGAUACUUUUCUUCUGUGGACAAAUAUCCAAUAGAAAUUGAUGAGCUUUUCCCGUAUUAA
This is a messenger RNA of Caenorhabditis angaria, 731 nucleotides long. NCBI's taxonomy places the organism in Eukaryota, Metazoa, Nematoda, Chromadorea, Rhabditida, Rhabditidae. The record is from the annotation of a GenBank genome assembly.